Lolium rigidum is the source of this 2772-nucleotide messenger RNA. RefSeq names its product probable ubiquitin-conjugating enzyme E2 23. The transcript has 6 exons. NCBI's taxonomy places the organism in Eukaryota, Viridiplantae, Streptophyta, Magnoliopsida, Poales, Poaceae. The record is from RefSeq and is a predicted model, not a curated record. The coding region runs from base 1 to 2772 and encodes 923 amino acids.
AUGGACGUCGUCGCCGCGGCAUCACCAAAUAUUUACUUGCAAGACCUGGUGAGUUUUGGGCGCGGGAUCCUCCGCCAAGGGAUAGUCAUCCAGGACGCUACGGUGAAGAACAGCUCUCUCCCCGUCGAUACCUUCGAGAUUCUCCUCAUCGACAACUCUGUCGUGUAUAAGAACGCUCGGGAUAUCAGGGUGCUCGACAGAAGCCACCUGUACGCCGGUCAGGUGGUCGGGUCGGCAUGCGACAUCACCGGCCAAAUCGGUGUCGUCACCGGCGUCACCACCCUGCUGGACCUGGCCGAGGUGGAUAACCGGGGCAUGGCGACCGGGAUCAUCAAGGGUGUGUCCCCGUCUAGCCUGCGGCGAGUCAGAAGCCUCAAUCUUGGGGACUUCGUCGUGUCCGGGCCGUGGCUCGGCCGAGUUGUCGAGGUGUCUAUCGAUGUCGAUAUCUUGUUCGACGAUGGCGCUGUCUGCAGGGUUAACGACGCAAACGUCACCGGGGGAAACCCUCGUUCCCUCUUCAAAACCGCACGGUGGCUUAAUGGCUACUGGAAUCCCCGUCGCGACGUAGGCACCGUCCUCAAGGUGGAUACAUCCGGCGUUCUCGUCUACUGGAUUGCGUCGAUGCAUUGUGGCACGGACAAGGAGCUCGUCGAGGCAUCCGCUCCGCCAGCGUACCAGCAUCCCGAUGACCUGACCUUCUUCUGCGCCGCGUGCAUUUGCAGCUGGGGUGUAGCUGACCAUUGCUUCUUUAGAGCCCCUAGUUCCACCAAAACCAACGAUGAUAAUGGCGAUCUGGCUUGUGCUCACGAUCAAGAGAAAGAGGAUGAGGAUGAGGAAGAAGAUGAGGAAGAGGAAGACCAAUGCUCUGAAAAAAACCAGGGCGUAAUUUAUGCUGACCAAGAAGCACCAAUUGCUCAUACAGUACCGCCCACGCCCACGAAGCAGAAUGCUGUGAUAUUUUAUCGGAAGCAGUUGAGGAAGGUCUUCUUCAAGGGGCACAGACGGAAGCGACACCAACAAAUAAGGAGGCAUGUGGAGGUGGAGUUUCCCAUGACCGUCGCUAGCACCAUCACCUCUGUCGACGUGCUAUGGCAGGACGGCACCCUGCAGCAUGGCAUACCCUCAGCGAACCUUGUCCCCUUUGGUAUGGUGAAUGAGCAAGAGUUCUUACCAGGAGAACACGUCAUUGAGAACGGUCUUUCUUUUGAUACUGCCGCUGAUACUAAUGGUGAGCACAAUGGCGCGACAAGGCGUGUGGGCAUAGUCAGGAGCCUAGACUGCAAGGACCAAACGGUGUGUGUGUCAUGGUUCAAAGCAGAGAUGUGCAAUGACGAGGCUAGGGAGGUCGAGUGCAUUGAUACGAUGAGUGCAUAUGAUCUCCAACUGAACUACUCACCCUACUACGGAGAUAUAGUAGUCCGCCUUAUGCAGUCAGAAUUAACGAACUCUAAUGUUGACCUUUCAUGGGUGGGGCGUGUUGCUGACCUUCCUGAUGGACAUGUUCAAGUCAGGUGGGCUGAUGGUAGUAUGUCAAAGGUGUCACCACAUGAGAUCAUUGUGGUUAACGAGGAGCACUACAUGGAGUUGUGGACUGAAAUGGGCGAUUGGUUGGAGGAUGACGGUAUCGAUGAAGAGAUUGCCAACACGGACAAUGAUCUGCAGAACCCAGCUGAUUAUAGCGAUGUCGAAAAUGACGACCCAGCAGAGACGAUGGCAAGCCAUUUGGGACUUGUAGUCCAGUCUUCGCAUCCAUUGACCGGCGACAUGGUGACCAAUCGCCAGCCGCCGCUGUCAUCAUUGGUGCCAAGCUCAGAGGUACAUGCGGCAACAGAGCAAAUCGCUGCUGCCGUGACAAGGAACAUUGUGGAUGUAGAGUGCCACGAUUUUGCAACCUGCUCCUGUGACGAAUCGUUCAGCUUCCCACGUUUCGACGUAUUGCAGAUCACCCCUGAGGAUCACCAUUACAUUGACGACGCAAGCAAGGAAAUGCAGGGUGGUAGUCGUGGGAAGAAUUGGGCCAAGGCAGUGCAAAAGGAAUGGCAAAUUCUAGAGAAUUCAUGUGCAGAAACCAUCUAUGUACAAGUGUUCGAGGGCCGCAUGGACCUGCUCCGGGUGGUGAUGGUGGGCGCAAGCGGGACACCAUACCACCAUGGGCUCUUCUUCUUUGACUUGCAGCUACCAUCAUCCUACCCGGCUGAGCCACCCCAAGUGUAUUACCACUCCUAUGGCCUACGCCUCAAUCCAAACCUCUACGAGUCUGGUACUGUGUGUCUCAGCCUGCUAAACACUUUUGAUGGUGAGGGCACCGAGCUUUGGUCGUCGGUAACAUCAAGCCUCCUCCAAGUUGUUGUCUCCAUCCAAGGCCUCGUCCUCAACGACCAACCAUACUACAACGAGGCCGGAUAUGAGACCCUAGUCGGCAAACCAGAGGGUCGUCGCAAUGCGCUGCCCUACAGUGAGAAUGCUUACCUGCUCAGCCUUCGGACCAUAAUCCAUGUGUUGCGCCGGCCGCCUCGGGGAUUUGAGGAAUUUGUCAAGGACCACUUUCGUCGACAGGGAAGGUUUGUGCUCACGACAUGUGAUGCGUGCCUGCGGGGAUGCGUUGUCGGUAAUGCCCAUGCCACCGAAGCGAGUAAGGAACAGCCAUGCUCAGCUGGGUUAAAGCUUGCGCUCGCCAACAUGUUGCCUAUCCUCGUGGCAGCUUUCACAGAGAUCGGCGCCCAAGGGUGCGAAGAGUUUAAGAAGUUAUAUGCUCUCAGCACUGCUCACUAG